CUGAGUUUUUAACUGCAUGGAAAAUGAAGUCACAUGACUACAAAUUAACCGAGGAGAACCUCAAUUUGCGAAACGAUUCGAGCUUUGUGGACAAUGUGCUGCGUACCCAUGACACUCAGGCCGAUCCGGAAGUGCGCCGUUAUCUUUUGGACUUGUCCUACACCUUGGCCCGCAAUCAGCUCGUUGAGGCGCGUCGCUUUGCCAAUCUGAGCAACAAGACCUUUAUAGAUGUGAAGGACUUGCGCGUUGCCAAGAUGGACAAAACGGACGACUUUCAGGCGGGUUCGCUGCUGGUGAACAAGUCCAUAGUGCAGCCGCUGCCCACGCCGACGGCGACGACGAGCCUGCUGCUGCCGCCCUGGCGCAACUGCCAGGUGGGCGCCAACGCUGAGCUGAAGCAGAUCGUGGCCGAGGCGGAGGCCCUGAAGCCAGCAGAGGACGGGCCGGCACCCUGCAAAAUAGCUCGCAUGCGUGCGCCCAAUCAGCCAACAGCGAUUUAGUAAAUCGUAUUAAAUUUAAUUGUAACAAA
Drosophila navojoa is the source of this 529-nucleotide messenger RNA. RefSeq lists its product as uncharacterized. The record is from RefSeq and is a predicted model, not a curated record. Lineage: Eukaryota; Metazoa; Arthropoda; Insecta; Diptera; Drosophilidae.